Molecule: messenger RNA, 1944 nt
Organism: Phasianus colchicus (ring-necked pheasant)
Lineage: Eukaryota; Metazoa; Chordata; Aves; Galliformes; Phasianidae
Gene: P2RX3
Product: purinergic receptor P2X 3
Biological process (GO): response to ATP; calcium ion transmembrane transport
Cellular component (GO): plasma membrane
Molecular function (GO): extracellularly ATP-gated monoatomic cation channel activity; purinergic nucleotide receptor activity; ATP binding
Source: RefSeq, a predicted model, not a curated record
ACCCCUCUGCCUCUGCACCACCCCGCCCGCAUCCCUGCCCACAUCCCCGCAUCCCUGCCUCUAUCUGCCCGCAUCUCUGCCCAUCGCCUGUAUCCCUGCCCUGCUCCCUGCCUCUAUCCCUUCCCACUGCCUGUAUCCCUGCCUGUAUCCUUGCAGAGCCCCUGCUCGUGCCCCCGUCCGGCUGCCCAUGCCCCCCCCGCGCCCCCAGCCCCGCUGCCUGGCCGAUUUCUUCUCCUACGAGACCACCAAGUCGGUGGUGGUGAAGAGCUGGGUGGUGGGCGUCGUCAACCGGGUCGUGCAGCUCCUCAUCCUCUCCUACUUCAUCGGCUGGGUGUUCCUGCAUGAGAAGGCCUACCAGGUGCGGGACACUGUCAUCGAGUCCUCGGUGGUGACCAAAGUGAAGGGCAUCGGGAAGUAUGGCAACCGCGUCCUGGACACAGCUGACUACAUCACCCCCCCACAGGGUACCUCGGUGUUCGUGGUGGUCACCAAGCAGAUCCUGACGGAGAAUCAGGAGCAGGGAAUCUGCCCGGAGAGUGAAGCCACAUACCGGUGUGCAUCCAACCAUGACUGUCAGGGAAAGGGCCGCACUACAGGCAGUGGGGUGCUGACGGGACGCUGCGUCCCCUACAACGUGACCCUGCGUACCUGUGAGAUCCGGGGCUGGUGCCCACCCGAGGUGGACACCGUCGAUGUCCCCGUGAUGCUGGAGGCUGAAAACUUCACCCUCUUCAUCAAAAACAGCGUCCGCUUCCCACUGUUUGGCUUUGAGAAGGCCAACCUGCCCCCUCAGGUCAGUGCAGGAGAGCUGCAGCGCUGCCGCUUCCAUCCCGAGCAGCAGCCGCUGUGCCCCAUCCUGCGGCUGGGCGACGUGGCACGCUUCGCUGGGCAGGACUUCGCCUCGCUGGCUGCCACCGGCGGGGUGCUGGGCAUCAAGAUCGGCUGGGUGUGCGACCUGGACCGCGCCUGGGAGCUGUGCCUGCCCCGCUACUCCUUCACCCGCCUGGACAGUGUCACCCGGCACAGCCCUGGAUCCCCUGGCUACAACUUCAGGCACGCACGGUACUAUCGUGGGCACAACGGCACCGAGCUGCGCACCCUCACCAAGGCCUUCGGCAUCCGCUUUGACGUGUUGGUGUAUGGCAACGCUGGGAAAUUCGGCAUUGUGCCCACCCUCAUCAACACAGUAGCUGCCUUCACCUCCAUCGGCGUGGGCACGGUGCUGUGCGAUAUCAUCCUGCUCAACUUCCUGAAGGGCGCCGAGCACUACAAGGCCCGCAAGUUUGAGGAGGUGCCAGAGGCCAGUGUGCCCCCAGCCCCUGCCAGCCCCACAGGCUGUGUGCCAGGAGCCCUGGGGGACCAGAGCCGAGAGAAGCAGUCCACUGACUCGGGCACCUUCUCCCUGGGCCUCUAGCUCCGGGUGCCAUGGGGCAGCCCCUGUCUGCAUUUGGCCCCAUGAUCUCUCCUCUCCAGAGCCCCCCAGCCCUACUCCUUACCCACUGUCACUUGGACAGGGCAGGGAGGGUGUAUGGGGGGUGAGUGUAACAUGUUCCCGUGCUUCUAUAAGGCCACAGCAUGCAAAGCCCCCAGCCCCAAGGUGAGGAGCAGGGAUGGGACAGUGAGGGGACAGAGCCCCAAGCUGCUGAGGUUGGCAUGGGGGUGGGUGAGGACCAGGGGGUGGCUGAGGGGACACCAGGAAUGGGUGGCAGUGGGGAUGGGCACCAGGGGCCUAGGGGUGACAGAAGGGUCAAGGGCUGGGGGUGAGGAUCAGGAGUGAUGGUGGGGAUGCAGGGACGUGAGGGACAUAGGGUGGCACAAGGAGCUGGGAGCCAUGGAGGCAGCACAGGAGUGGCAGAGAGGAGCAGUACCUUCAGGUUCACCUCAGAACCAGCCGAGGGGAUGCAGAGAACCUUCACCCCAAUAAAGCCUUGCUGUGCAGCCCCA